Vitrella brassicaformis is the source of this 3191-nucleotide messenger RNA. NCBI's taxonomy places the organism in Eukaryota, Vitrellaceae. The record is from the annotation of a GenBank genome assembly.
CUGGAUGACUGUCUAUAGCGCCGUGUGGGCUGAAGCAGAGGCUUCAACGAAGCUGGCUGAGGUGAGAUGGUGUCUGCGUGUCUGUGUGUCCGUCUGUGUGUCUGUGUGUGUGUGUGGGUAGAUAGGCAGAUGUGACGAUACACACAUGCAGCUGUGCGCGUGACAGACACGUUCGUGGGUAUGUUUCUCCUCUCGCAUCGCCCAUGUAUGGCCGCCCUCCCCCUCACCCGCAUCAUCUGCACCCCGGCGUCCCAUCGCACGUCCCUCCGGCUCCCCUCCUCCCUCCCUGUGUUGCGCACAUCCGUCCACACCCAAUCUACGCAAAUCCCGUGGCCUCGAAUGCCCGACUCGGCUUCGCCAACUCCCUCCCUUGCCGCCGCAGACGGCAGCAGGUGCGCUGUUGCGGCCGACGGGAACUGGCGGCACGGGGGAGUCUGUCGGAGAGGGGAGUGAUGUGGGUGACGAGGUGGCGGGGGAGGGCAGUGUGGAGGAGGUGGUAGAGUCUCUCAGGACACAAAUAGAAGAGGUAAGAUGACUGCACCACAGCUCGCCACCACAGACAUCGCAUGUUGUCUUUUCUCCUGUCACUGCAGAUUAGUUGGGCUGGGCGAGUUCUGCGGGAUGAGCACUCGCGAGUCCUCACGUCGGAGUGCGAAAUGCCCAUUCAAGCACACAACAAUGAACACGCUGGCCAGGUGCCUGCCUACACUCAAAGCACCACACAUACAGACAUAGCUGCACACAUACAUCCUUUCCUCUCCUUGCCAUUUCUGUGUCCAGGAGGAUGUCGGCGGCUCUGCAGUGGAGCGUCUUCGUCAGGCAGCCGAGAAGGUGAAGGCUGCAGAGGCGUCGCUGUUGAGUGCGGCCAACACCUUGUGCAAGGUCAAACUCAGCAGCAGACAGCCACUGCCCGAGCCACCGGUGCGCACACACCACUGCACACAAAAGACCAUGCAGCGAAUCCCACACCUUCACCUGUCGCUUCUCUGCAUGUGUGUGUGCGUGUGUGUGUGUGUGUGUGUGCAGGCGGCAGAUCGUGUGUACGGUAACGUGGACGCCCGCGACCACCUGCUGACCAUGCACUCGUUCUGGCAGCUCGCCAAGGCCGCCGCCCCCCACUGCGACCACAUAGUCUUCGACUUCAGGUGCCGCGACGAGUGGGAGUCGGUGCCCCCCGCCGCCGCUUUCGAGAUCGGCAAGCGUGCCGUGAACCUCAAGACCGUGGUGGUGCGGCACCCCUGGCACUCCCCUCACUGGUGGAUCGGCGGCUGUUCGUCAUUCAUCGAGGGGCACUCGCGCGGCGUGGAGGAGAGGAGGAGGAAGACCGGGCAGGGUGGGGGAAUCGAAGAACUCGUCUUCGAGUCCAUCCCCUCCGAGGGCGCCGACAUGCCCCGAACGGUCCCCCACAUGCCGCUCCCUCCCAUCCCCCUCCUCCCAUCCUUCAGUUUCCCGGCACUCAAGUCCAUCAAGGGCGCCAAACGGGACCACCGUCACCUGUUCGACAGUCGGCGGUGGCGCAUGCCGGCUCUCGAGCGGUUCGAGGGGCGUGUGGGGUCGUUUGGGGCGUUCUGCGGCACGUCCGAUCGGCUGCAGUCCUUAGAUGUUGGCGGCACUUGUGUUGGCGAUGUAGCUGGUGUGAUCGAGGGAUUCUCAGGCGAGGGGUCCUCCAAGCUCGAGCAAUUGCGGCACAUCCGCGGCCUCGGUUUGGGGGGCCGACACGGCCUCGGUUACGAGGUUUGGAGGCUCAGUACAUUUGGGGGCCGAGACGCGGACGCAGAAAGCUUAACGUGGGACGCAGAAAGCAUCGACAGACUUCGGGUGAGGCGCAAAGAGCACAAAAGAGAGAUAUCCGACACAUUAUGUCGUUGUCUGUGUCUUAACGGUGUCUUUGUAGGAUGCGCUCACGUCGCGGGGAUGCUCGAAGCAGCAUCUUGACUUCGUUGACCAAGGCGAAGACCUCAAACUGCCCACCCUCCAGGCCAUCGACAGAUUCCUACCUGCUGCAGUCCUCCCAUUCGACCUUCCCCCGGCCGAGCUGUCGGUCAGCUUUUCCGACGGCUUCCCCGUAUUCGACGUUUCGCUGCUGCAUCGCAUCCCCGCCCCCUCCCCCCUGAUGAAGGCCAUGGUGCGGCAGCUCGCCUCGCUCGCCCGCGGAGUCCACUGGAUACCGGACGUGGCCUUCAUCGAGCACCCGACCGCCCUCUCAUGCGAGAGCAUUCGAUUCAACAAGGCCAGGUGGCUGUACAUCCGCCCUGCUGGCCAGACAUCCGCCGCCGGCCCAUCCAUCCCUGACCCAGGUGUGUGGUCGGUCAUCGACCAGAUCGCUCCAUCGGCUUUCCCGUCGCUCCACUCGCUGAAUGUGAGCGGUCCGUUCGGCUGUGCGGCGGCCACCCGGCUGGUGACGGCGGGCAAGGUCCGCAUGGUGGCAGGGUCUGGCGUGUUGGCGGGUGACGUGGAGGGGUCGGAGGCCCUUGACCUGAUGAGGGCGAUGGGCAGCGGGACAGUGCUCGGAACGGUGGAGAUAGCGGGCGUGAGGGAUGUUUCAUACAGCUAUCUGUACCCGUGGGGGAAUGUGGGCGGGCUGGAUGAGUGGGCGCGGGCGAGCGCCCGUGACGAGCUGCCCAAGACCAAGUCUUUGAACCUCACCCUUGGCGGCCGUAAGCAAACGAGACAGAUGCAACUCGUCCAUCCGAAAUGAAUUAAGAUGUCUCUGUCUCCCUUUGUGUGCAUAUUCACUGCUUGCAGAGGCCAUUGAGUUGGAGCAGAUGGACACGAUGCUGCGGCAGUUUCUGACGUCGACGAGCAGUGUACUGAUCGAGGUGUACAUGCGAGACGGGGGGGAGUUCCUGGCCGCCGUCACGAGGCUCAGAGCCAUGACUCUGGCUGACGGCGAAUGGACCACCAUUCCCCACUUAUCGCUGGUCAAGGUUUCUGGCCGCCGGACGUAAGUGAGGAGGGGAGGGGGAUCGCCUGCACACUUGAAGGGUGGAUGUCGUUGGGUGUCUGUCUGUCUGUCUGUUUAUCGUGGCCGUCAGGUAGCUGCUGCUGUUGACGCACACAAGAGUGAGUGCAUCUGUCUACUCAUCGAUGUGUGUGAAUGGGUGUGGGUAUGAGCGAAAGACUCAGCUAGGGGUUGAACCAAUGCAUGUGUAGAGAGAGUCCACAAUGUGCGAUGUGCUCGUACGAUCGGA